Molecule: messenger RNA, 1293 nt
Organism: Schistocerca serialis cubense
Lineage: Eukaryota; Metazoa; Arthropoda; Insecta; Orthoptera; Acrididae
Product: short-chain dehydrogenase/reductase family 9C member 7-like
Exons: 8
Coding region: 1-1131 (376 amino acids)
Molecular function (GO): oxidoreductase activity
Source: RefSeq, a predicted model, not a curated record
AUGGAAAGUAGACGCGGCCACGCGGGCAACCUUGGAGCCGGAACGCGGCAGUGCGUCUGGAAGCUACGGCUUCAUCGCGUCUCCUGGUCGGGCGGGAUGAUUGGGCGCUUGCAGGCAGUUGGCUGCAGUCCUGCAGUUCUGCGUCCGCCACAGCGCACGGCAGGCGGCUGCACCGGCACCAGCACCAUGAUCGGCUACUUGAGCACGGACGCUCAGCAAAAACGUCAUCUGGGCUGCGACUCUGGCUUCGGAGAGGCCCUGGCGCGGCGGCUGGACUCGCUGGGUGUGCCCGUGGUGGCGGGCUGCCUCUUCCCGGAGGGCCCCGGAGCCCAGCGGCUGGUCCAGCAUUGCUCCUCCAGGCUGCGCGUCCUGCCGCUGGACGUCACCUCGGAGCAGCAGGUGCGCGACGCCGUCUCCAGCAUCCGCGACAGCCUGGACGGACGAGAGCUGUGGGCGCUGGUGAACAACGCGGGGAUGUCGGACAUAGGGGAGGCGGAGCUAGUGCCCCUGGAGGUGUUCGAGCGUACGCUGGCCGUCAACACAUUGGGCGUGGUGCGCGUCACACAGGCCUGUCUGCCACUCAUCCGGCAGGCCAAGGGCCGCAUCAUCACCGUCGCCAGUCCUCUGGGCAGGACAGCAAUGCCGAUAAUGUCCCCGUACUGCAUGUCCAAGAGUGCCGUCAUCUCGUACUGCGACGCUCUGCGUGUCGAGAUGAAGAAGUGGGGCGUCUCUGUCUGCACGGUGGAGCCGUCCAGCUACAUGACUGGUCUGAACAAUCCCGACCAUUUCAAGGCAACAAUUUCGAAGAAUUUUCAGACGUGCCCACUCAGUGUGAGAGAGGCUUACGGACUUGAUUACGAUGAUAAGUGCACGAAAAGAAUGUCUUUACUGACGUUCCUCGCAAAAAGGAAUCCCAGUAUCGACGAAGUGAUCCACGAGCUCGUCGACGCCUGCAUCGGAAGGUACUUCCAGGUGCGGCGGAUUCCUGGCCUGUGGGAGAGAGUAGUUUACGUGAUGCUGCCACAGCUACCUUAUUUCGAGACGGACAUCAUUAACUACCUGCUUUUACAGUGGAGAAUGACUGUACCGCCUACUGCGAAAAGCUCAGAGGAGCAGAACGAAACGCACUAAAAUUUCUGAGAAAAAUACUCUUACCUUUCCUCCAUCUCCUACCGCUUUUUUCAUUAAACUGAAGAGCCAAAGACACUCUUACACCUGCCUAAUAUCGUAUAGGGCCCCCGCGAGGAUGCAGAAGUGCCGCUACACGACAUGGCGUGGACUCGACUAAUGUUU